Molecule: messenger RNA, 1039 nt
Organism: Prorocentrum cordatum
Lineage: Eukaryota; Dinophyceae; Prorocentrales; Prorocentraceae
Source: the annotation of a GenBank genome assembly
ACACCGAUAAGUUCUACGAACACCUUCGAACCCAUCUACCUCGACCUGUGCUCCGGCCCGCUCGACGACAUGGAGGCGCAGACGGGAGCGGCAGGCUCGGCGGACGCGGCGAUGGAGGACGUCAACGCUUUCGGGCCCCCCAAGUGGGCGGGGAAGAGAAGUGGAACCGAGGGCGAGGAUUCCGCCGCGAAGCAGCACAAAGGCGCGGGCAAGGGCGCGAAGCUCAGGGACGACGACUGGCGCGCCAUGGCGCUGUGCACGGCUCGCUUGACCCUAGCCGUCGCGAGGGACACGGCUAGCCUCGCGGCCACGGUGUACGAGACGUGGGAGCUGAACGCAGACGCACCACUCCCGGCCGCAGGCAUCCUGGCGGGGCAGGAGUACAACGAGCAGGCCAAGGAGCUUCACGAGCAGCACGAGAAGGACGCGUCGGUGGAUCUGGCGCAGCUGGGCCCCCCGCACCUGGUCGUGUCCGCGAAGGUGUUCCAGGAGCUAGCGAAGCAUGUCUCCGAGCAGGGGAAGCCGACGCUGGCGCAGUUCUCCGCAACAGUGGUGCAGGCGGAGGCCCCCACUCCCCUGGGCGAAGCCGUGCCGCACCUCAGCGUGAAGAAGAACAAGCAGAAGUCGGCCAAGGGCGUACAGAAGUGCCGCAUCGUCGUCGCCAUGGCCACCGAUCCGCACAUCCGCACGAUCCGCGACAUGCUGGUGGAAGAGAUCCAGAAAGAGGGCGGUCAGAAGAAGCUCGGGCCGGCACCGCGUGGAGCUCUCGAGCGGGAACUCAAUCGGGUGGUGAGCAGGGCGUGACGGUCCGACCACUUUCGGGACCAGAGGUGUCUGCACGAGUGCCAGCAGUGUUCAGAGAUAGCGCACGUUAUAGACAGCUAGUCGCCAACGGUAGGCUCCCGAGCGCCCAACAGGCAGCGCCAGUACCAGUCCUUCAGACCUUCUUGACUCCAACGUUCCUCACUCCCAGACCUCCUGAGUCAGCACCGCCAGGUAGGGCUCGCGGCAAGGGCAGAGGCAAGGGCCGAGGCAAAUG